CAUACACACAAAUACACAUUCACACUCCAUCGUUCUCCUGCGACCACGUGACGUUCCCUCUGUCGAGUCUCGCGGAGAGCAUCAGACUGCACCUUUUCCUCCUCAGGAGAACGGAGAGAAGGAGAGGGGGAGAACGGCAUUGAGUCACAGAGAGAGAGAGAGAGAGAGAGAGAGAGAGCGAGCGAGAGAGAGAGAGAUUGAGCGCGAGAGAGGAAAGGGAAGCUAGAGAGAGUGUGUAUGAGAGAGAGAGCAAUAGCACCUUGUCGCCUGGAGGCGAUCCUAUGAUAGUUUCGUCCCUGUCCGGUAGACCGACUCAGUCUGCCACCAGGCGCGCGCCUGCUCUCUCCUCUCUCGCGAAUUCGGGGGAGAUUCUCCUCAAAUGGAAGGGAAAUCGAUGAGCCGCGCGCGGCACUGUUGCCACGGAACCACAGGAUGCGCGUGAGGUCGCUGGAGAGAGUGAUGACGCGGCAGUGAGAGACACACAUACCUCACUUGCACACACACAUACAUUCGAACACACACAAACACACACAUAUUUUUUUUGCCCACACACACUUUAAGUCUUGCCCUACUAAGAAAGGGAGGAGGGGGAGAAAAUACUGCUAUGACGGUGUCAUUUCUCUCCAUUACCAGUGUGUGAGACACACACACACACACACACACUUGCACUUGUACUCCGUGGGGAAUUGCCUGCAUGGGGGAUAAGGCCCUAUCUAGGGCACAAAGAUGGAGUUCACAUACAAUUUGUCACAUAUCUAACACUCACACAGACGUUCACACAAACACACACACCUGGAAUCUCAUAUGUCAGAAGAUAAGAAUAAAGACUGAAUGGAGAGGAGACACUGAACAUCUCAGAGACGACACAAACAAGAGGCCAAGGGAAAAAAAGAUGUCCAAAGCAUACUGAAAGGAUGGCGGGAGCCGCUGUUUGACCCCCUCCCUUUCCUGGAGCUGAAUCCUAUAGGAGCCAACCUUUGAAAGGAGCACUUGCAAGAUAGAAGGGUCACCUGAGAAACCCAUAAAGAGUUCUUCAAAAGCCCCUACAGUUGUCACCAUGAGCUGUAGGCUAGAGGGAACACCCCAGCUCUAGCCACUAUCUCCUCCCGUGUGUGUGUGUGAGUGUGAGCGUGAGUGUGUGUAUGAGUGUAAUGGCGGUUUGUGUUUGGGCGGCAGCCCCACUGCUCUUCCUGGGGCUCUGCCUGUGCAGCGUGGGGGGCCAGGCCCAAGGUGAGGUCCUGGAGUUUGGAGGCGUUUCCAGCCAGUGGGGGCGGUUCCCAGUAUGGAACGCUUGCUGCGAGAGUGUGCUGAGCUUCAGCCUGCGGACUCACAGCCAGGAGGGCCUGCUGCUCUACCUGGAUGACGAGGGAUUCUGCGACUUUCUGGAGCUGCUGCUUCUCCACGGUCACCUUCGGCUGCGUUUCUCCAUCUUCUGUGCUGAGCCGGCUGAGCUGCAGUCAGGUGUGGCGGUGAGUGAUGGGCGGUGGCACGCAGUGCGUGUCAAGCGGGAUUGGAGGAACACCUCGUUGGAGGUAGAUGGGCGAUUGGAAGGAUGGGCAGAAGUGAAGAGUAAGAGAAGAGACAUGACAGUAUUCAGUCAUACCUACAUGGGCGGGGUGAGCCCAGAGCUACAUUCUUCGCCCCUCCGCCUCACCUCUCCUUCAGUGCGGGAACACCCUGCCUUCCGUGGCUGGAUCACGGCAGUGAGCAUCAACGGCUCACUGGUGACACUAGACGGCUCAGAGGGCGUCACAGUAACAGCUGGCUGUGGCCCAGACCAUCAGUGCCAGAACGGAGGGGUGUGCAAUGUGGUCAACGACCAGGCUGUCUGCGACUGCUCCGACACCGGCUACCAAGGCAAUGACUGCAGCGAAGAGCACAGCUACACUCCAGGUCUGGCACACCUGAUGAUUGGCGACCAAGGAAAGCUCAGAGCUCGCGAGGAGUACGUCGCCACCUUCAAGGGCUCAGAGUACUUUUGCUACGACUUGUCGCCCAACCCCAUCCAGUCUAGCAGUGAUGAAAUAACGCUCUCCUUCAAGACACUGCAGCGCAAUGGCCUCAUGCUGCACACCGGCAAGUCAGCUGACUACGUCAACCUGGCGCUCAAGAAUGGGGCAGUGUCACUUGUCAUCAACCUCGGCUCUGGGGCCUUUGAGGCUUUGGUGGAGCCCGUCAACGGAAAGUUCAACGACAACGCUUGGCAUGACGUCAAGGUCACCCGCAACCUGAGACAGCACUCAGGCAUUGGACACGCUAUGGUGACCAUCUCUGUGGACGGCAUCCUGACCACCACGGGCUACACACAGGAGGACUACACCAUGCUAGGCUCUGAUGACUUCUUCUACGUGGGAGGAAGCCCCAGCACCGCUGACCUGCCUGGUUCUCCAGUCAGCAAUAAUUUCAUGGGAUGUCUGAAAGAGGUGGUGUACAAGAACAACGAUGUACGGUUGGAGCUGUCUAGACUGGCUAAACAGGGAGACCCCAAGAUGAAGGUAAGUGGGGUGGUGUCCUUUAAGUGUGAGAGUGUAGCAACGCUAGACCCCGUGACCUUUGACACCCCAGAGUCUUACGUGGCACUGAGCAAGUGGACAGCGAAGAAGGCGGGAUCCAUCUCAUUUGACUUCAGGACGACAGAGCCCAAUGGGCUGAUGCUUUUCAGCCACGGCAAACCCCGGCAGCAGCAGCGCAAGGAUCCGCGCACACCUCCAACCGUCAAGGUGGACUUUUUUGCUAUUGAGAUGCUUGAUGGACACCUGUACUUACUGCUGGACAUGGGCUCAGGAACCACCAAGACCAAGGCCAUCGACAGAAAGGUCAAUGAUGGAGAAUGGUACCAUGUUGACUUCCAGAGAGACGGACGCUCAGGAACUAUUUCGGUGAACAGUGUAAGAACAGCAUACACGGCCCCGGGAGACAGUGAAAUCCUGGACCUGGAUGACACCUUGUACCUCGGAGGUUUACCUGAGGAUCGUGCUGGACUCAUCUUCCCAACAGAGGUGUGGACGGCGCUGUUGAACUACGGGUACGUAGGCUGCAUCAGAGAUCUAUUUGUGGACGGGCAGAGCAAAGACAUCCGGCGGCUGGCUGAGGCCCAGAGGGCGGUGGGAGUGAAGCCCUCAUGCUCCAGAGAGCCGCCCAAACAGUGCCUGUCCAACCCCUGCCAGCACAACGGUAUCUGCAGGGAGGGCUGGAAUCGCUAUGUGUGUGACUGCUCUGGGACGGGCUACCUGGGACGCUCCUGUGAGAGAGAUGCAACUAUCCUGUCGUACGACGGCAGUAAGUUUAUGAAGGUGCAGUUGCCUGUGGUGAUGCACACCGAGGCGGAGGACGUCUCGCUGCGCUUUCGCUCCCAGCGGGCCUAUGGCGUUCUCAUGGCAACCACUUCCCGUAAUUCCGCAGAUACCCUUCGUUUGGAGCUGGAUGGGGCCCGUGUCCGACUUACUGUCAACCUAGACUGUAUCAGGAUAAACUGUACAGCCAGUAAAGGCCCAGAGACCAUCUUUGCUGGGUCAAACCUCAAUGAUAAUGAGUGGCACACGGUGAGGGUAGUCCGGCGUGGCAAGAGCCUCAAACUCACCGUGGACGACCUGCAGCCUGCUGAAGGUCAGAUGGCGGGUGACCACACCCAGCUGGAGUUCCAUAAUGUGGAGACGGGCAUUGUGACCGAGAAACGCUUCAUGCCUGCCGUGCCCUCCAAUUUCAUCGGCCACCUUCAGGGCCUGACGCUGAACGGCAUGCCCUACAUUGACCUGUGCAAGAACGGCGACAUUGACUACUGCGAGCUCAAUGCUGUUAUCGGUUAUAAGAGCAUUGUGGCCGACCCCGUCACCUUCCGAUCCCGCUCCAGUUUUGUCACCCUGCCCACGCUGCAGGCCUAUUACUCCAUGCAUCUCUUCAUGCAGUUCAAGACGACGUCCCCAGACGGUCUUAUCCUCUUCAACAGAGGAGACGGCAAUGACUUCAUAGUGGUAGAGCUGGUUAAAGGCUACCUUCACUACAUCUCUGACUUGGGAAACGGAGCACACCUCAUUAAGGGCAACUCUAACAGUCCUCUUAAUGACAACCACUGGCACAACGUGCACAUAUCCAGAGACACUAACAAUCUCCACACAGUCAAGAUUGACACCAAAGUCACCACACAGACCACCAUGGGUGCCAAGAACCUUGACCUAAAGGGUGAUCUGUACAUCGGGGGCGUUUCCAAAGAGAUGUACCGAGACCUGCCUAAGCUUGUCCACUCCCGUGAGGGAUUUCAGGGUUGCUUAGCAACAGUCGAUCUAAACGGACGGCUCCCGGACCUUUUGGCUGAUGCCUUGGCAACCAUGGGACAAGUGGAGAGGGGCUGUGAAGGACCCAGCACUACCUGCCAAGAAGACUCCUGCUCAAAUCAGGGAGUUUGUUUGCAGCAGUGGGAGGGCUUCACCUGUGACUGCAGCAUGACUUCAUACGCUGGGCCACUGUGCAACGAUGCUGGAACCACUUAUAUCUUUGCCCGUGAUGGAGGCUUGGUGAUUUACACAUGGCCCCCUAAUGAGCGUCCCAGCACCAGGGCUGACCGGCUUGCCCUCGGGUUCAGCACUCAACAGAAACAUGCCAUUCUGCUUCGGGUGGACAGCGCAUCCGGCCUGGGAGACUACCUUCAGCUGCAGAUAGACAAAGGCAACAUUAGAGUAGUGUUUAAUGUCGGCACUGACGAUAUCAACAUCGAGGAGAGCUCCAAGUUUGUCAACGACGGGAAGUACCACGUAAUUCGGUUCACCCGCAGUGGUGGCAAUGCGACCCUCCAGCUGGACGACCUGCCGGUCAUAGAGCGUUAUCCCUCAGGCAACAUUGAUAACGAGCGCCUGGCCAUCGCCAGACAGCGAAUCCCCUAUCGGCUCGGUCGAGUAGUUGACGAUUGGCUACUCGACAAAGGCCGCCAGUUGACCAUCUUCAACAGCCAGACAACAGUGCGCGUUGGUGGAGGCGAGCGAGGUGCAGCCAUGUUCCAGGGACAGCUGGCUGGCCUUUACUAUAACGGCCUCCGCAUCCUCAACAUGGCCGCUGAGGGGCACCCCCACAUCAAAGUGGAGGGGAGCGCGCGUCUUGUCGGCGAUAUGCCAUCCUCCUCGAUCACCCCGCAGUCUAGCGCUGCGGCCGGAGGCAACCGUUCAGACUCCGCCCCGUCCAUCAGUGACAUCACAACCACCACAGCCACUAACAGGAAGCAGGGUGGAACACCGCAGUCGACAGACGACCUGCUGGUGGCAUCAGCUGAGUGCCCAAGCGAUGAUGAAGACAUUGACCCGUGUGACCCCAGUUCAGCCCGCCCUCCCCUGCCAGAGGUGAAGAUGUUCCCGGGUCCGUCUGAGGUGGUGCGGGAGAGCAGCAGCACUACGGGCAUGGUGGUGGGCAUUGUAGCAGCUGCUGCCCUCUGCAUCCUCAUCCUUCUCUACGCCAUGUACAAGUAUCGCAACCGCGACGAAGGCUCCUACCACGUGGACGAGAGCCGCAACUACAUCAGCAACUCAGCCACACAGCCCAACGGCAGCGCUAAGGACAAGCCGCUGGGCAUCGCCAAGAUCUCUAAAAACAAGAAGAACAAAGACAAGGAGUACUAUGUCUGAGGCGGAUGACUUCUUAAACACAGACAUAUACGCAUACACCUUUAUAUAUAUAACGGUAUAUGUACAUAAAUAGAUAUAUUCUCAAAAAGAAAAAAACACACACAAACACACAUGACAUAGACAUGCUGAUCUUAAUGUUUACUCCCCAAUAAUCACACCUGCACACAUGCUGGCAAGCACAAACAUGCACACAAACGAGCCCAGGCACACACACACUCAAGCACAAACAUACACACACAGACUGGCCUGAGGGCAUGAGCCCUUACUGUACAGUAUUUACCAAUGAGCAGAGCCUCUGCGAGAGGCUUCUUUUAUGAACAUUAACACCAUUCCAAAUGAUUUAGAAAGCACCAGUUCAACUCCCAGUUAAGAACCAUUUUGGGUCAGCCUGAUAAGAAAAAAAAAAGAGACUCCCCUGCCACAGUUGGACCUCUUCAGUUGGACUAAGAGAGGUCAAGGAAGACUUUAAGUGAAGCACAUGGCAGACAGCGUGUUUGCGUGAGAGGCAGAGCACCAGAACAAAGAUGUAAAAGCACCAAGACAAGCACCAAGUGUCUCUCUUCCAAGCUUCUUGGCCUUUCUCCCUGCUAGCAGAUGGGGCUAGAAGAAGCAAUGAGGAUGCUGAGGAAACAAGCACACCAAUGGUCCAAGUCUACCCCCAGACAGCACGGCAGGAAUUCAGGGUGUAGCCAAAGAGAGACAGUGAGUUGCGAGUGGAUAGGCAGCGGCAGGGCUGGUGCACCAUUAAUAUAACGGAUGGGCUGUGGUUGUUACGCUGCAGCGCUGCUGUUUUAUGGCACCCUGAAAAUCACAAAACAGUGUAAUCAGUGAAAAACUGAAAGAUGUUUUCCUGGACAGGAGACUUCAGAUGCUACCUACAGGCACCAGUCUUGCACUGUGGUGUCUUGCACACACACACAUACGUACAUAGACUACAUACAAACACACACAUGGUAAAAUUAAAAAGGAUCUACACAUGCAGACAUACACUUACCUGCAAUGCUAAAAGCGCAGCAUAUCUUCAUAACUGACACUGAAGACUAUACAAGAAGACAUUGGUGAAAAAGACAACGCUCAUAAUGAUAACUGUUAUGGCAACGAUAAUGAUGAAUAUGAGGAACAUUUGGGCAGUAUAGACUCUGGGGAAGGGAGGGGGGGGGAUCUUAUUGCACGUGAAUUAUCUUACUCCGUGUGAUUUAUACCGCGUUGAAACUCCAGAGGUUACAUCGUGACGCACCACCAUCAUAAACUCACCACCUCGGCUUGAAGUAUUUCUGAGUACGCACUUCAAAUGGUUUUUCAGUCUGUGGGAUACAACAAUGAUUUCAGUCGCCAAAUCGACUCUCAGAUCAAAUCUUCAUCGGCAAAGCGUGACCAUCUCGAGUGUGCUGCAUGCCCGAGCUGUGCUGUGGAGUGGUGGCGUGUCCCACUAAGUCCAAAGGUGGUAGGUUUGUCUGCAGGUGGGAAAGGAGGAGGGGGAUGUCGUGGGUUGCCGUCGGACACGUGCGCCCCACGACAGGCCACGUCCUGUUUCCUAGCCUGAUGUCUUACAGGUCACGCCCACUAUACCUACGCUAACCAACCACCUUUUAUAGCAAAAACCAGCUGAGGAAAAGAAAAACAUAACAAAGUAAAUGUUACCAUGUGUUGCUAAUAGAUAGAAAAGUCCAGUUCUUGAUGCCAUUGGCUAUACGACAACUUGAGUUGCUUUGAUUUCAUUGGCUCUCCCUUUUCUCUCUUUCUCUUUGCGUCCUCAUGUAUUCAUUGCUGUUGGUUGACAGAUGAAUCAAUACUCGUGACAUGUCCCAAUACGGGACAGACGGAUGGGUUUCCCAUGGGCAAUGGCGAAUUAUCUGUUUAUGGACUUUUGCAGUGUCUGAGCCCUCUGCAGCUCAAUAAGUGUAGCCCCACAAGAUACAAACAGUGCCAUGACAUGAACAAGCCCCUACAGUUCUUCCAAGCAAUGUAACUAACCAGUCGGAUGCAUGCAAAACAGACCAGGGCAAGGAAGGACAUGAAACAGACUGUGUGUGAGAUUUCAAAGUAUAAAUGUCAAAAUUAACUUAACAUCUCCCCUUAUUCUCGCCAUCCUUAACUGGCCUUUUUGACCUGCCUCUUUCGUGUUUCCCUCUCGUUUACUACGUCUCCCACUCCUCCAUGUCUGUUGCUUUCCUUUACCUCUAUCUCUGUUGUGUUGCCAUCUGAAAACAUAGGAGGCGUCUCAACAAGUGGGAUUAUUCUACAUCUAGGUGUUCAUUAACCAUGUUUAUUUUCUAUAUGUACAAUUUUUCUACAGUAUUUACUUUUAUUUUUAUUGUUACGGUUCUUUGAUGAACAUAAAGUGGAAAUUUAUUAUGAAAAAUAGUUUUGAAGAUUAAUGAGUAAAUAAAAUAUUACCCAAGUGA
Haplochromis burtoni (Burton's mouthbrooder) is the source of this 8014-nucleotide messenger RNA. RefSeq names its product neurexin 1a (gene nrxn1a). The record is from RefSeq and is a predicted model, not a curated record. Lineage: Eukaryota; Metazoa; Chordata; Actinopteri; Cichliformes; Cichlidae. The transcript has 26 exons. The coding region runs from base 1143 to 5609 and encodes 1488 amino acids.